Messenger RNA from Clonostachys rhizophaga, 585 nucleotides. The record is from the annotation of a GenBank genome assembly. NCBI's taxonomy places the organism in Eukaryota, Fungi, Ascomycota, Sordariomycetes, Hypocreales, Bionectriaceae.
AUGGCACCCAAAGAAAUUCUUCUUAUAACGGGCAAUACCAACAAGAUAGCCGAUUUUAACGCCAUUCUAGCUCCUGCAGGAAUCAUUGUCAGAAAUCAAGCCGUUGACUUACCUGAGAUACAAGGCUCCAUUGAAGAAAUAAGCAUUGCAAAAUGUCGAAAAGCCGCGCAGAUUAUUGGAGGUCCGGUUGUAAUCGAUGAUACUGCGCUCUGUUUCAAUGCCAUGGGCGGGCUGCCAGGUCCUUAUAUCAAGGCGUUUCUAGAGGCACUGGGUCCGAAGAGUUUACAUCUGUUGUUGGCAGGCUUCUCUGAUAAAAGCGCCCAGGCUGUUGCGACAGUCGGCUACUGCCCAGGGCCAGGGCAUGAGCCUAUACUCUUUCAAGGGCCAAUUGACGGCACGAUUGUUCCUGCAAGAGGCAACAUGCAGUACGGAUGGCAGACUUGCUUUGAAUAUGGGGAGACGGGGCAGACAUUGGCAGAAAUGCCAGACGAUGAGAAACAUAAGAUAUCGCAUCUUGGCAUAGCCUUGCGGGAGCUUGUCUCAUGGCUCAACCGUUUGGAUGAUAGAGUGACAGACACAACAUAA